Messenger RNA from Lactuca sativa (garden lettuce), 561 nucleotides. Lineage: Eukaryota; Viridiplantae; Streptophyta; Magnoliopsida; Asterales; Asteraceae. The record is from RefSeq and is a predicted model, not a curated record.
AUGGGAAUUUCAACUGAUCCCAUGAGAAAUUUAAUCUUAGCAUCAAAGGAAUGGUGGGAUGAAAAAAUAAAGGAAGAUAAAGAGUAUGCUAAGUUUAAGGAUAAGAAUCUGGAUGUAUAUCAGACAUAUUAUGAGGCUUUAUUUCGGGAUACCGUAGCUGUUGGAGACAAGGCUAAGGUACCUUGCGAAUUUGGCAAUGGUAGCACUCCGGAUGAUGUACAGUUUGUGGAUAUUACGGAUGGAAAAGUGGAUACUGACGAAGUCCGCUUAUUUGAAGAUGUUGAGCCUUUUCUCACAUAUGAUAGUUCUAGUAUGAAAAGGAGGGGAAAGAAGUUAACUCCCAGGAGUGACAACAAAAGAAAACUUAUAAGGAAAAAUGAAGGAAAAAAUGAAGGAAAAAGUAUGGCAAACUCGUCAUAUGAAGAGAAACUAGACACUGUUUUUGAUGUUUUGUUAACAAGGAGCACUCAACCCUCUAAACAAACCACACAAUCAACCACAACAGAAGAUUGCAUGGCAAUUGUCUCUACUUUCCCGGGUUUUGAAGAAGGCUCAAAAUGA